Metarhizium brunneum ARSEF 3297 is the source of this 624-nucleotide messenger RNA. RefSeq lists its product as uncharacterized. Lineage: Eukaryota; Fungi; Ascomycota; Sordariomycetes; Hypocreales; Clavicipitaceae. The record is from RefSeq and is a predicted model, not a curated record.
AUGUCUCGGAAAACCGUGCCCAUUGUCCACACGCAGCUAUGGAAGGAUAGACACGUCGACGAGAAAUAUACGCCCGCCCGACCGUCCGCCGCAGCCGAAGCCACGUCCACACGACUCUCAUGCGGGUGCCGCACCAACAACGCGGGCCUGGCGGCCUGGUGUGUGCUGCACAGCGAGCAAGUCCACAGCGAGGAGUCGGCGCCGGAGUCAACGUCGUCGGAGUCAACGUCGUCGGAGUCAACGUCGUCGGAGUCACCGGCCAGCCAUGGUGCCCGCGAGGUGCCCAGGGUCGAGGUGACCGCGGCAACGGCUUCCCGGGACGACAUGUUGCUGCACUCUGAGCUGGGCAUAGUUUGCCCGCUUUCACAGGCGUUUGACUGUGUCAGCGUGACGGACAGCGAGCGCGACUAUCUGUACCGGAGAUUGUGCGAGGGUCUCAAGGGGCAGCACGGGGCGAGCAGACAGAGUCAAUUGAGCGAACUGCGACAUCACGGGAAGCUGGAUGCGGCAAACGGGGACGAGCAUGAGAAUGAGGAAAAGGACAGGCAGUUCCAGACCUGGGUGUGGCAGGAGUUUGAUAAGUGGGUUGAGUUCAUGCAUCCUGACGGGAGUCGGAGUGUCUGA